Messenger RNA from Colias croceus (clouded yellow), 2084 nucleotides. It is a transcript of the gene Cralbp, whose product is annotated as clavesin-1. Gene Ontology annotation, cellular component: membrane. The coding region runs from base 146 to 1138 and encodes 330 amino acids. The transcript is spliced from 7 exons. The record is from RefSeq and is a predicted model, not a curated record. NCBI's taxonomy places the organism in Eukaryota, Metazoa, Arthropoda, Insecta, Lepidoptera, Pieridae. Gene Ontology annotation, molecular function: phosphatidylinositol bisphosphate binding.
CUCGAUAUACUUAAUAUCGUAAAUGCUGUAGGAGGAUAGACGCCGAGAGCGCUGUUCUUGGCAUAACAUUAUUAGCUUGUGCGUCGCCGAGUGAGCUGGUUUUCGCGCCAAUUUCAGGAUAACACGCAUUUUUUUUUCUAACAAAAUGACGACCGCAAGUAUGCUGCUCACAGUGGGCACAACACUGGCGUCUAACGAAUGCGAGAAAGAUGACCUCAUAUCUUGUAAAGUGAGGAACACAGCAGCCGUCGAGUUGCGAGAAACACCGGCCACCAGGGAACAGGCUUUGCACAUUAUGAGAGAGUGGAUACAGAAGAACACGGACAUCAAAAACGUUAGACAAGAUGAUACAUUCUUACUACGUUUUCUCCGACACAAGAAGUUCAGUAUACCGAUGGCUCAACAAACGCUGCUAAAGUAUCUGAACCUAAGAAAAUUUUAUAGCGAUUGUAUGACAAACUUGGACUGCGAAGAAGCGAAUCUCAAGGAAAUUCUCAGUGAUGGGUACAUAGCCGUUUCCCCAGUUCGUGACAGCAAGGGUCGCCGGGUCAUCGUGUAUAACAUGAGUAAAUUCAACGCUACUAAGUUCACGUGUUGGGAUAUGGUACGCGCCCACCUGGUGGUCUACGAGACCCUGAUGGAAGACUCUACGGACCAGGUGCAGGGCUUUGUGCACGUGGGUGAUGGAAGCGGUUCCUCGAAGACACAUGUGACGUCUUGGAACCCUGUGGACUUCGCGAGGCUCCUUAAAUGGGGAGAGCAAUCUCUCCCGAUGCGUCACAAGGAACUGCAACUGUUCAACGUCCCGGCUGCUCUCAAAUACAUCAUCGAUUUUGCUGCCACGAAAGUAUCUCCCAAAAUCGGCAACAGAUUACAUCUACAUUCAAACGUGAAAAGCAUAUACAAAGAAGUCGACGUGGCCUGCAUACCAAAGGAGUUCGGAGGUGACAUUCCCAUGAAAGACAUGAUUGUCUUCACGAAGAAGUUGCUUCUGGAAAAAAGGCAAGUGCUCCUGGACCUGGAUAAGAUGGAGAUAUUGAGCACCAGAGGAAUCAUUUCUUCCAGAAACUCGACGAACAAUUUAAAGGGCGGCAUGGCAUCCGUGGAAGGCAGUUUUAGGAAGUUGGAGAUUGACUAGUGAUCAGUGUUGUGAGGAGACUUCUAAGCAUUUAUAUUGUAAGUCAGUAAUCUUGCGUGGAUCGUUUGAUGUGUAUUCGUAGGUAAUUACGGAAUGUAGAUAGGAAUAUAUUGCUCUGUUGUAUGAAAAUUUACCCCGUCAAUUAAGUAUCUACUAUAUAAAUGUAUAUUUAUAUUGACUCUAUGUAAACAUUAAAUUUAAAAUCAAUUUGAGAAUUAGGAUUGUGAUCAAAUUAAUAUUUUAGAUUCUCAAAUCGUUGUAAGAUAUGCUAAUGGACAAAAGGGCUCUUAAUAUAAUUAAUAGAUAAUAAUUCUCUAAUGUGAUCCAAUAAUGUUAUUAUUCAGAACUAAAUUGACAUUCGAUAAUGGCUGAUUUAGAUAGUUCGUCUAUUUCGACGGAAGAAUUAAGAUCGGUGAUUAGCUUAAUAAUUGAUGAAAACAAGUUUAUGAGUAUUAACUUGCUAGAUGUAAGAGCAACACUACAUUGUUACCAUUUUCUACUGACGUUGGAUUGUAGGUACCACAUGCUCGUGUGAAAGACGCUGCAUGUUGUUUCUUUACGUCAUAAUGUUUUUUACCAAAAAAUGAAAUCAACAAAUCAAACGAUCCCACAACUUCAAGACGGCUCAAAUUUCGGUCUCAGUAUAAAUAUUAAAAAUGUUUUAUACUGUGGUUCUGUUUAGAAUUCGGUUGAGGUCACUUAUUUAAUGCUCUCUUAUUGAAUGUGACAAUAAGGAGGUUUUGAUAUUAUGGUAUUCCGUCUUAUUUUUUCGGGUUAAUCAUGAUUUGACGUGCAAAUUAAUUAAGUUUACCUAUAAUGUAUGUUAGUGGAUUUAUUUUAAAUUAUGAAUAAAAGCUUCUUAGUUUAUAUCACGCUAGUACAUAAUGUUUAGUUUAAGUUUUAAUGUAAAUUGUAAUGUGAUAUCAAUAAAUCAUUGUAAAUUUUG